UGGAGAAGCUGUGUCCUAUGCCUUUGGCUGGCUGAUUGCCAUCCUUCCUGUAAUCACCCUCAGCUCAGAUUACUUUAAACCAGGCCUCUCCAAUAUAAUGAGAACUGGAAAGCCCUAGCCCACAAACAGGGCAGGUGGAGAGCUGCCUCAGUCAGCACUCUUGUGUAUGAUCUCCAAAGGGCAGUUAACUUAGUUGUUUUUGACAGAAAAUUCUGGAGAAACUGCUGAUCAACUUGGGAGCUGGAGAAAAUACAUGAGUAGGUUUACAGGUUGCUAUUUAUAGCAUUGUGCUGUAUUUCUUGUAUAGCUAUGGCUUCUGUAUCCAUAGCUGGCUGCCUACUGACCCAAAAUCAGUAUUAUAGAAAAUCCAGUAUUUCUUCAGUAAAUUCUUUCUCUGGCUCUGACUCUCUAAACUUCACAGACACAGAGAAAGUCAAUCAAGCAUUACCUGAAGCAGCUGAAUCAACCUGGUGGUUCAAAUCCUUUUUUCAUUCAGAUCCGGUUCCCCCAGAUAUAGAAAAGAAAGAUCUGUUUGUUAAUAGCAUUCAUAAUUAAUUCCAACAAUCAAGCCGCCUCUGCCUGUAUCCUGUAAUGCAUUCAUAUCUCUAAACAUUAAUGAUAUUCCAGAUGGCCAUGAUACAUGGCAGUUUGGCAGUAGCCUAUUUGAAAUAUCAAUUGGGAGAGAUUUCGCCAUUUGAAGAUACAAUGUUAAUUCAAGUCAUCUUAUUCUGUGCUAAGUUGUCUAUCAACAUGUCAUUGGCAACAUGAAGAACAGUGAUCCUCCUUGAGAAGUGUACUUUUUAAAACAUGUGCCUUUUCAAAUGUAUAUAUUACAUAUGUAUGUAUACCCUUAUAUAUAAUAAUUCAUUCAAGUUGUCUAUUGAUUAUUUAUAUGAUUAUCUUAUAGGUUGAUUUUGUGGUUGUUUUUAUUAGAUUGUAAGUUAAGGAAAAGACUCCUCUCAAUUUAUCUCAAUUUAAGACUGAAGUGUUAAUGCUUACAUUAACUCAAAUGCCCCCUUCCUGCUCCCACACGUCAAAUGACUUUCUUGAAUAAUGCUCAUUAUAUCCAUCUGGAAGAUCUUUCAAAGAAGGUCAGAGAGAAGGUCAGAUAUUUUGGGAACUUCACUCACACAGAAGAGAUGUCAAUACAUUCUUGUGCAUACAAUUUUGUAUUUUAAAAACUUUCUUUAAAAUAUAUAAAUAUAUAAUAAAUUUCUUAAAAUAUAUAAAAUAUAUUUGCCUAGUAACACAUUUGUCUAGUUGAGGUAAGUUGAGGCAGUCAUUUCAUUUUGUCACUGGAUAGUGAUAUCUAAAGUGGCGAUCUAUCGUGACCAAAUUCAUAGGCUAAAUCAUUCAUUUCUGCAUCCACAGAGAGAAUGCCAUUUGCCUAUCACUAAGUGAGGGAGAAAAUUGAGUCUAUCAUCCCAUAUGCAAUGGCUGUUCCCAUGCUUUAAUGCUCUCUUUCCUAGUCUCUGCCCCUUGGAAUCUUUGGUUUCCUUCAGUGCUUAACUUAAAGGACCACCUUUUGCAUGAGAUCUUUCCUAGUCCCCUGCUGCUGCUUAGUGCUUUCCCCUACAAGAUUAGCUUGUAUCUGCGUUUUGUGUGUGUGUGUGUGUGUGUGUGUGUGUAUUUGUGUGCAUUUUAUAUAUACAUAAAUAUGUAUGUGCAUGUUAUUUUCUCCUUUAGAAUGUAGACUACAUUAAAGGCAGAGACAUGUGUUUUUAUCUGUAUUGCUAGAGGCUAGUGUAGUGCCUGCCUGGCAUUUAGUAGAUAUUUAAUAAAUGCUUGCUGAGUGAUUCAUUAAUUUACGUUUUGGCUGAGGGUUUUUUUUUUUUUGUUUGUUUAUUUGUUUUUGCUAAGAUCUAUAUAAAUUAAAGGAACUUGUAAUUUUGUCUGGAAUCUUUUGGAUAAUUGCGAGGAAUGUCUACUUUACCUUGCAUGUAUAGGUGUGUUUUGAGAGACAGAGGCCUUUUAGGCAGUCCUUACCUCGCUUUGUUUGUGUCUAAAAUACAAAUUACUGGUAAUUGUGCCUUAUGUUGUAAGACAGUAGAAAGGUUUUUCUUAUUAAUUAUUUUGUUUGUUUAUAUUUAGUAUUGGAAUUAAUUUUUCUGUGUAGUAAUUUAAGGGAGAAAAAUCUACAAAUAAAUCAAAUGAGUUUCUGCUUCAUAUUUUUUUCUUUGCUAUUUGAUAUAUAGAGAAAGAAAAAUGUUGUCAGAAUACUUGCUGAGUUAUUUGGUAAAUAUAUAGAAAUCAUAUAGAGCCUACUUUUUACCUUUGCUAAUUUUAAAAGUUAUUCUAUUUCCUUUGUUUAAUGUUUAAUUUUUGCAGAAUGAAAAAUUUUAUAAUUGUGUGUGCAUGAUACAUCAUACUGAUUUUAUAUGUUAAAAUUCUUCAUUGUGAAAUGGGUAAUUAUUUAUAAUUAAAGUAAUUUUCUGAUCAUACUUUUGCGUCUAUUGUCAUGAUAAAAAUUUAGCAUUAUCAAAAUCUGAUCAACUAUUAAAUAAGUUCUUAGGAUCACAGAUUCCAAGCUGGAUCCUAAGCUAGAAAGGAUAACAGAAUAACUACUCAUUUUUUUCACAGAUAAGGAAACUGAGGCACAUAGACCACAAAGCAAGUCAAAUUUGAAAUUAGAUCUUCCUGAUUCAAAGUCCAAUACUUUAUAUACUAUAAUAUGGUUCUUCUUAAUUCUUUUUUUUUGGGGGGGGUGAGGUGGAGGUGUGGGGAAGAUAUAACACUGAUUGUAAGUAAAAGGAAUUUCUUGGGUUAACUUAAAAAGUGUUCAUGUAAUUCAUUCAAUUAAUUAUUCAACAACUAUUUAUUGUAUGAACUAAACUCCCAUAAUGAUGAGGUAAAAGGCAUUCUAUCCUGAGUUUCAAAUUCAUGCAAUGAAUAAAAAGAGGAAACUUUUUUUUUUAAAGAGAGAAAAUCAAGGCAGCUCUUAAUUUAAUUCAACAAUAUUUGUGGAAUAUUUGCUGUUGAUUAUUAGAGAAAUUAUGAAACUCAUGUUGCCUAUUUGAGUUGGUGUCAGAGCUUGGAAAAACAACCAAUGUUUCCAAUACUCUUCCUAAGAAACAAGUGGAAAAAUCUUGGACUCUGCAGUAGCAUAGGGGAAGCUGGCUCACCAACACAUCUCAGAUGUCCAGCUUGUUUCCUAGAAACUUCAAAGAAUUUCUGAGAGUGGGGCUUUUUCUUUGUUAAACUGGGAUCUUUUCUUUUUCUUUUUUCCUUUUCAAGAGUUUGUUCACUCAUUUGUAUUUUCUGAAAUACUCAAAUCAUUAUGAAUUCUCCAAAUUGUAUUUCCUAUAAAAUUAGAUAAAGAGGUUUAUUUUUAUAUUAGUCAUUUGUGAUGUUUUUUUAUUAGAAUCACUUUUUGGUGGAAAGAAGUUACACUGGAGAGAA
This is a messenger RNA of Sarcophilus harrisii (Tasmanian devil), 3399 nucleotides long. RefSeq names its product pancreatic progenitor cell differentiation and proliferation factor like (gene PPDPFL). The record is from RefSeq and is a predicted model, not a curated record. Lineage: Eukaryota; Metazoa; Chordata; Mammalia; Dasyuromorphia; Dasyuridae. The transcript has 5 exons. Bases 310 to 555 code for a protein of 81 amino acids. Gene Ontology annotation, biological process: cell differentiation; multicellular organism development.